CUACAGAUCUGCUCCCCUGUCCUGCUAAAGCUCCUCACCUGCAGACAGACUCACCUCCAGCACCAGGACAGUCCUGAUCCAGACCAGAACAUCCUCACCAACAUGAACAGGAUCCUGCUCAGCAUCUUCGCAGUGGCACUCUGCUUCUCAGUGGCCCACACUCUGCAGUGCUAUAAGUGCACUCUGGGUUUUUGGGAUCUGUGCGUGACCUCUAAAGAGACGUGUAACGGUGAUCAACAGUGCUUCAGUGGAGUCGGAAAAGCAGUUGAUGUUGUUAAGGUGAAGAGUAAGGGAUGCCUGCCUGUGGGCCUAUGCAACAAGACAGCCCCGGAGACCCUCCUCACAGUUUCCUACAAUGUGACCAAGACAUGCUGCAACACUGACCUGUGUAACUCCGCCUCCGGCCUGUCCAUCAAAACCCUCACACUGGCCCUGACCUCCCUUACCUCAGUCCUCAUCGCCAAGGCCAUGGUGUGAGGGGCACCAGCUUAUACUACAUACACACAUACAUAUACAUAUAUACAUAUAGACAUAUAUAAACAAGUACAGUACUGUGCAAAAGUCUCCUUUACAAAAGUCCUAAGACAUGUAAGAAACAAUUUUUUAAUUUUUAUAUUUGGACAUACUUGGAUACCAUAAAAUUUAAUACUAUAAUAACCAAUAAACUGUGAUUAUUAUGUGAGCUAGGUUGGGUUCAGUUGGGUUUUAGCUCUGGGUGGGUUUGUUGUACUGUGUAUAGGUUUCUACUGAGACCCAGAUUGGCCAUCCAUAAGAACAGUAAAUGUACAAUGCAAAUGGUACCAUGUUUAACUUCCACCAAAUCUGGUUCCAUCACAUCUGGUUGGUGUCAGUAGGUUUAAUACUAACUAAUAGAUAAUAAAAUAAACAACAUACUGUAUAUAACCACUGUUCUGAGAGUGUGAGUGUUUUAGCCUCCAACUUAUCUCAAUCAUGGCCAAUUGAUAUUCCCAAUUUCUAUCCAGUCCCCAGUCCGUCAUUAAAACAAAUCAUAAGUAAGCUGCUGGUGGAACUGAGCAAAUCCAUGCAUACAGUACCUGAGAAUGUUCACUGAGAAAGAAGAUCAGAACCCAAAUCUAGUUUCUUCUAAAUGUCCAGUUUUUUCUAACGUCAAAAUAAGAGCAUGGGCUACAGGGUUUCCUGGUGUGUUUUUGAGGUAGGUAUGGGUUUUCAGUGGGUUUGUAAAUGUGUUCUUCCUGGGACCUAGUUGGGCUUUCCAAAUAGGACUCUAUGAAUGUGGACAGACCAAAAUACUAGAAACUGGAGGUCAGAUUUCCAUUUUAACAACACUUUUUGAAUCACUCAUAAAAGCCGAAGAAAAAAAGCCAUAAAUAUUUUAUAGCGAUUGGCAAAAUACAUAAUUUUUCAGCUUGUUUUGGCUGCUGCUCUUGCGCAGAUCUCCACAUCAGCUGGAGCUUCUCAUUCGAGCGUGCUAAACCUCGUCCUUCACUCUUUUGGCUCAACCAGAAAGCUGAUUGGUUCUUUUUGUGUUGAAAGGCGGGACUUUGUUUGGCUACUGCACUUGCGCAUAUCUCAACAUCAGGUAGAUCUUUUUAUUCGAGAAUACUAAGCAUAGGCUCACAUCUCUAUGAAUGGGGAUUGACCAAAAAAAGAAUUUCUAUUUUCAUAAAACAUUUUUUAAAUCACUCAUAAAAUCUGAUGAUAAAAAUCUCAUAAUUAUUUUAUAGUGAUUGGCAAAAUACACAUUUUUCAGCUCGUUCUGGCUGCUGCUCUUACGCAGAUCUCCACAUCAGCAUACUGAGCAUAAGCUCACAUCCCUAUGAAAGGGGAUUGACUAAAAUACAGAAUUUUUAUUUUCAUAAAACAUUUUUAAAAUCACUCAUAAAAUCGGAUAAACAAAAACCUAUAAUUUUUUAUAGUGACUGGCAAAAUACAUAUUUUUUUAACUCGUAUUGGCUGCUGCUCUUGCGCAGAUCUCCACAUCAGAGCUUUAGAUUCAAGCAUGCUGACCUUCCUCCUUCACUCUUGGCUCAACCAGCAAGCUGAUUGGUUCUUUUUGUGUUGAAAGGCGGGACUUUGUUUGUAGACAGAGGUUUUUCACCUUAUUCUGGCUACUGCAUUUGCGCAGAUCUCCACAUCAGGUAGAGUUUUUUUAUUCAAAUGGGAACUGACCAAAAUGCUGAAUUUACAUUUCAAAAAACAAAUUUUAAAUCACUUAUAAAAUCAACUUAAAAAAACAAAAACCCAUAAUUAUUUUAUCGCGAUUGGCAAAAUAUAUAAUUCUUUAGCUCGUUCUGGCUGCUGCUCUUGCGCAGAUCUCCACAUCAGCUAGAGCUUCUCAUUCGUGCAUGCUGACCCUCCUCCUUCACUCUUGGCUCAACUAGCAAGCUGAUUGGCUCUUUUUGUGGUCUGCUUGUUAAUAUUGUCUCUAGUACAACCCAAACAGGGCCCAGGUUCCCCGAUUUCUGAUCCCAUCACUGACCUAGAUGGGGCUAAUGAAUAAUAUCUAUAUAUGAGGCCAAUAUUUAACACAUGUACCUGUGAAUUCUCAUUUUAUCCACAGUUUAACACGUUAAAACACUCACUUCAGAGUUUUAAACCAUUUUAUUGGCUACGUUUGCACAGUACUGUAGAUUUAAAAUUCAUCAAACAUGCACACACUGUCACAGAUUUAUUCAAAUUAAUUGUAUUUCUUUAUAAUGUAUCACACAGGCACAAAGGUGAAGUGCCACACAUUGCCAAAUAAUGCCAAAGAUGCCAAUUGACUAGUCCAUACCUGGAUUUAUUUGUUUAUUAUGGAUGAAUAAAAGGGUGAAUUAUGUUUUAUCACUUUUCUUUGCUUGCAUUGAAUUCAGUAAAAUGCUGUAGCUCUUCUUAAAGAUUGUGUGAAUGAUUAGAACAAUUUUUAGCCUAAACUCAACGAUAACAGAUAAAAUUUACCAUAAAUAUAGAGAUAUCCUAUUGAGCUUCAGGCAAAACCAAAUCAAUUCAACCUUCGUUUGCAUUGUUUGAAGUGAUCAAAUCAGCCACCAUCUAUAAAACAGGAAAACUGGCAAAUUAUUGGAUCUAAAACUAAAGAAAUUCAAAUUUUCUAAUGAACUAUGUUUGGAAUUCAUUAUAUAUUAAAUCUAGAAAAUUGACAACUUGAAAAUGUUCUUUUACAAUGAUAAGAGUUAAUUUUACAUUUUAGAAUUAAUUCUAAAUUUAAAAUAAAAUUGUGGUUUAAAUUGAAAAAAAAAAAAGAAUUAGUUUUGUAUUUGGAUACGUGUUGAAGAAUGUAUACAUGUAGAAGAAAGUAUGAAAGUGGCUCAGAUCUGAUUUAAAACUCCAACAUCAUUUCAGUGAAAUCCUGUAUGUAUUUUUUUUUUAAUCCAAUGGUGUUUUUUUUUGUUUUGUUUUUUUGUAAGUGAAAUGUUUUAAAAGCCUUUAAGCCAAAGUACACCUGUAAUAUUGCUUGUGUUUUUUUCCCCUUUAUUUUAUUAUUAUUAUAUGUUUUUUUUAAUAUAGGGGGUUCUUUCAGCAUUUAGGUAAAAUUUAUAUAUAUAAAUAAUAUGAUAAAUGUCGUCUAGAAUUUCAAUGAAAACUCUGUAAGAUCAUGAGAAAAAAAGGAACAGGGUGCUUGAGAUGAUGUAAGUUACGUAAUUCCAGUACGUAGCUCAACUGAUCAGGUGCUACAUGGUGUUGCAAGUUCUUUCAGUAUCAUGGUAGAUGGAUAAAGAGAGUAUAUUUUUGUGAACAGUGAUGUUAAUGUAUGUGGGAGUGAUGCAGCUUUAAUGACUUUCUUAUCCUAAGCUAAACGUAAGCUAAGCCAGAUACUUACACUUCCAAUAUUGCAAGAUUUUUGAGGAACUUUUAUUGUGAAGAAUCACCUUUUAAACAUUUCCUCCACAGUUUCAAACUGAGGAACUUCCAAAAGGUCAUUGUAAGGUCUUGUAAUUUUAGCAGUGUAGGAACACUUUUAUAUACAUAAAGAGUUCUUAACUUACUAUAUGAUAGUGAUCUGCAAAAAUGUUUUAUAAUUUCUGGUCUAAAAUUUCUUGUUAUUUGAAUUGAGUUGUUAAAAAUGGUCGCUGUACUCUAAUCUGUUGGGACUGUUUUGAUUUUUGCCAGAAUAAAACUGCCACUAUUAAAGAAAUUGACACAA
Astyanax mexicanus (Mexican tetra) is the source of this 4123-nucleotide messenger RNA. RefSeq names its product sperm acrosome associated 4 like (gene spaca4l). The record is from RefSeq and is a predicted model, not a curated record. Lineage: Eukaryota; Metazoa; Chordata; Actinopteri; Characiformes; Acestrorhamphidae. Bases 103 to 477 code for a protein of 124 amino acids. The transcript is spliced from 3 exons.